AUGAAAGAAUAGAAUUCUUCCAAGAAAAAUCUACAAAAAAAGGAUAUAAGGCAAAAUUCACACACAUAUUUCUUCAUUUCAUUCCUUGGAAUACUUUUGUUAAAAUGGCGAAUGUUAUACCCUCUACUAUGGAAGAUCAAAGCAUCUUGUAUCCAUCUCUUCCAGCUAUCCUCUUCCUUGCCUUCAUGUUGGUGUUUCUGUCGAAAACACGACACAAGAACCUUUCUCCUAGCCCACCUUCUCUUUCCAUUAUCAGCCACCUUCAUCUCCUAAAAACCCCUACCCACCGUGCUCUACUCAAGCUCCCCCAAAAGUAUGGUCCAAUCAUUUCCCUAAAAUUGGGAUCCCAUUUUGCAGUGUUGGUCUCCUCGGCAUCGGUGGCUGAAGAAUGCUUCACCAAGAACGACAUCAUUUUGGCAAAGUGCCCCAAGUCACUCUUUGGAACUGAUACAUCUGCAAUGACAUUAGAGUGGGCAAUGGCUAAUUUACUAAACCACUCAAAAGUACUAAAGAAGGCUAGAGAAGAGAUAAACAGUCAACUUGGUGAUGAAAGGCUAGUUGAGGAAUCUGAUGCGAUGGAGCUCCAAUACCUUCAAAACAUAAUAUCGAAAACACUUCGGCUGUAUCCAGGAACCCCUCUUCUCAUCCGACAUUUAUCUUCCGCAGAUUGCAUCAUUAGGUUAGCCAAAAGAGUGGUGAGCUUGGCUUUAGGGUCAAUAAUUCAAUGCUUUGAGUGGGAGAGGGUGAGUGAGGGGAAAGUUAAUAUGACUGAAGGAAAGGGAGGAGCUACCAUGCCGAAAGCCCAGCCAUUAGAGGCAAUGUGUAAAGCUCGAUCAAUUGUGAAUAAGCUUCUUUGUGGAGUUGAAUAGUCAAUUUGAAGGAGCUUUAAGUAAUUAAUAUCAUUGUUUGUUGCAGUGAUUAAUGUUGCAGAAUGUAGAUAUAUAUUAUUAUUUCAUGUAGAAUAUUAGCUACGUUUUUAGUAAUCUUUCAUCCUACCAAACCCGAGAGACUUUUGAGUAGUAUCGCUUGCGGUAUAUAGUUUCAAUUUUUAUAGAACUAAAUUGCAUCUAUUCUG
This is a messenger RNA of Rubroshorea leprosula, 1075 nucleotides long. NCBI's taxonomy places the organism in Eukaryota, Viridiplantae, Streptophyta, Magnoliopsida, Malvales, Dipterocarpaceae. The record is from the annotation of a GenBank genome assembly.